UUCCUGUUUCUUUAGGGGAACGUGGCUUUCUCCGCAGCGCCUGGCCUCCCAUCCGCCUUCCUGCCGCAGUGGCCGGAGCCAGAGUCGGAGCCCGAGCGCAGCCUCGCCAUGGAUUUGUCCGUCAGCGACCCGCCCAACGGCAGCACCGAGGCAGCCAUCCCACCCAACGGCACCACGCGGCCGCCUUCCACCCCCGAGGGCAUCGCGCUGGCCUACGGCAGCCUCCUGCUCAUGGCGCUGCUGCCCAUCUUCUUCGGCGCCGUGCGCUCGGUGCGCUGCGCCCGCGGCAAGAGCGCCUCAGACAUGCCUGAGACCAUCACCAGCCGAGAUGCUGCCCGCUUCCCCAUCAUCGCUAGCUGCACUCUGCUGGGGCUCUACCUUUUUUUCAAAAUAUUCUCCCAGGAGUACAUCAACCUCUUGCUGUCCAUGUAUUUCUUCGUGCUGGGAAUCCUGGCCCUGUCCCACACCAUCAGCCCCUUCAUGAGUAAGUUUUUUCCAGCCAACUUCCCAAACCGACAUUAUCAGCUGCUCUUCACACAGGGCUCUGGAGAAAACAAGGAAGAGAUCAUCAACUAUGAGUUUGAUACUAAGGACCUGGUGUGCCUGGGCCUAAGCAGCGUCGUUGGUGUCUGGUACCUGCUGAGGAAGCACUGGAUUGCCAACAAUCUGUUUGGCCUGGCCUUCUCCCUUAACGGGGUGGAGCUCCUGCACCUGAACAACGUCAGCACUGGCUGCAUCUUGCUGGGCGGACUCUUCAUCUACGACAUCUUUUGGGUUUUUGGCACCAACGUGAUGGUGACAGUGGCCAAGUCUUUUGAGGCACCAAUCAAGCUGGUGUUUCCCCAGGAUCUGCUGGAGAAGGGUCUCGAAGCCGACAACUUUGCCAUGCUGGGCCUUGGUGAUAUCGUCAUUCCAGGGAUCUUCAUUGCCUUGCUGCUACGUUUUGACAUCAGCCUGAAGAGGAACACCCACACCUACUUCUACGCCAGCUUCACUGCCUACAUCUUCGGCCUGGGCAUCACCAUCCUCGUCAUGCACAUCUUCAAGCAUGCGCAGCCAGCCCUCCUGUACCUGGUCCCUGCAUGCAUUGGUUUUCCUGUUCUGGUGGCGCUGGCCAAAGGAGAAGUGGCGGAGAUGUUCAGCUACGAGUCCUCGGCGGAAAUCUUGCCUCAUACGCCGAGGCUCACCCACUUCCCCACAGUCUCGGGCUCCCCAGCCAGCCUGGCCAACUCCAUGCAGCAGAAGCUGGCUGGCCCUCGUCGCCGGCGCCCGCAGAAUCCCAGCGCUAUGUAAUGCCCAGCAGUUAUGAGGAGUCGAGUCCUAAGGACCCAGCAGCUGUGAGCGAGUCCAAAGAGGAGGCAAGAGAGGCGUCAACAUCGAAGAGGCUGGAGAAGAAGGAGAAGUGAAGCUGCUGCCCCCUGACCCUCAGCGGGCCACACCAUACUGGCAGGGUGGGGCUGCCAGGCAACACGGACAGAGAACACCUGCAGGCGCCAAAGGCUGCCCCAGGAUGGGGUGGGGGGGGCUUCUGGUGCCUAUUUCCAUCUAUUUCCAUCUCCCCCUCUCUGGCCUUCCUCUUCUCCUCAUACCCUGCAGGCAUUGAAACCUUCAGCUUCCUCACACCCCCAAGGAACCAAGUGGGAAUUGGGGGUGGCUUCUAGUUUUUUGUAUUGUGUACUGUCUCCCAUUAAAAUGCUCCCCAAGGCCAGCCAGGCUGCUGUGCUCCUGGUGGGUUCUGAGUAACUGCA
Molecule: messenger RNA, 1748 nt
Organism: Jaculus jaculus (lesser Egyptian jerboa)
Lineage: Eukaryota; Metazoa; Chordata; Mammalia; Rodentia; Dipodidae
Gene: Hm13
Product: histocompatibility minor 13
Exons: 13
Coding region: 109-1293 (394 amino acids)
Biological process (GO): membrane protein proteolysis
Cellular component (GO): cytoplasmic side of endoplasmic reticulum membrane; membrane; lumenal side of endoplasmic reticulum membrane
Molecular function (GO): aspartic endopeptidase activity, intramembrane cleaving
Source: RefSeq, a predicted model, not a curated record